Drosophila takahashii is the source of this 2503-nucleotide messenger RNA. Its product is annotated as sodium-independent sulfate anion transporter. Gene Ontology annotation, molecular function: sulfate transmembrane transporter activity. Gene Ontology annotation, cellular component: plasma membrane. Lineage: Eukaryota; Metazoa; Arthropoda; Insecta; Diptera; Drosophilidae. Gene Ontology annotation, biological process: transmembrane transport. The record is from RefSeq and is a predicted model, not a curated record.
AUAGAUUUCGGUCAUUGUUAAGAUCGCUUUGGCGUGUUUAUGGAACCGCUGUGGAUAUAACUGAAAGAUACAACCUGUAUCCCGCUUCCACACACGACACGCGUCGGGUUUCUGGGCAAACAGCCUCCGGAGAUAAGAGCGCGUGACGCAGCCCCUUGGAUCAUCAGGUUCCGGCGGCGUGUCGUCCCAGCCAUCAGUUCACGCAGAGAUCUCGGCCAGAAUGUCCACGCUGGAGAACGAGGUGACCUUCCGCAAACGGGCGGAGGUUAAUCACAGUCUGGAGGCGCAGUUCGACAGCUCCUCCACGGAUUUCAUUUUAAUCACUGACCAUCGCACCUCGAAGAGCAAGAGUUUGGAGCAGCUGGAGGCCUCCAAGGAGACGGAGAAUCCGGAAUCCUGCUGCUCCCGAUAUGCCCGCAAUAUCUUCCGGAAGAAGACCCUCCUGCGGCGACUGCCAUUCCUCACCUGGCUACCGCACUACAAUUCCAAAGACUGCAUAGGCGAUUUGAUAGCCGGAUUCACUGUGGGUCUUACCGUGAUCCCACAGGGUUUGGCCUACUCGGGCGUGGUCGGUCUGCCACCAGAGUAUGGCCUGUAUGGAUCCUUUAUGGGCUGUUUCGUCUAUGUCCUUUUGGGGACCUGUAAGGACAGUACGAUCGGCAGCACAGCGGUGGCCUCCCUGAUGACCUUCCAGUUCGCCCAGGGAUCCUGGCAGAGAUCCGUGCUCCUGACCUUCCUCACCGGCAUCAUAGAGAUCCUGAUGGCCAUCUUCAAGCUGGGCUGCCUGGUGGAGUUCGUUUCGGGACCCGUGAGUGCUGGGUUUACGAGUGCCGUGGCGUUGAUAGUGUCCACUUCCCAGAUGCGUUCGAUGCUGGGAGUGAAGAGCGAGGGCGGAUCCUUUCUGGCCACCUGGAUUAGCAUGUUCCGGGAUAUCGAAAACAUCCGGGUAGCCGACACCUGUUUGGGUUUCGGCUGUGUUUUCCUGCUUCUGGCCAUGCGGAGUCUGGGAAAGUUCACCAUUGGCCCGAAGGAUGAGGCGAGGAGGAAUGGUUUCCAGAGGGUCAUAAACCAGGUGAUCAAAUUCCUGUCCACCUCGCGGAAUGCCUCGGUGGUGAUUGUAUUUACCGCGAUCACCAUGUACCUGGAUGCCCAGGAAACUAACCCCUUUCGACUGACUGGAAAUAUACCCAAAGGCAUGCCGACACCAUCACUUCCCCCAUUUUCGAUUGAAGCUCAGCCGGGAAAUGAAACGGCUGGAAUUCCCCCAGUCGAAGGGCAGAACUUCCUCGAAAUGGUUCAAAGUUUGGGCUAUGGACUCGUUAUCGUACCUCUGAUGGCCCUCCUCGAAACCAUGUCGGUUUGCAAGGCCUUCGCCAAGGGAAAGCAGAUUGAUAUCACCCAGGAAAUGAUCGCCUGCGGGGUGGGCAAUAUUGCCACCUCCAUUUUCUCGGGAUAUCGAUGCAAUGGCGGCUUGGCCCGAUCGGCGGUGAAUAAUGCCAGCGGAUGUCGCACCAAUAUGUCCAAUCUGUACAUCGGUGUCAUCGUGGUGCUGGCCCUGAAUUUCUUGACAGACUACUUUGCAUUUAUCCCCAAGGCGGUGCUGGCAGCUAUUAUCAUAUCGGCUGUGAUCUUUCAGGUCCAGUACCAGGUGGUAACGCCCAUGUGGAGGAGCAAACGUUCCGAUCUAGUGCCUGGAAUCCUGGCCUUCGUCACCUGUUUGGUGCUGCCCCUGGAAAUCGGCAUUAUGGUGGCCAUUGGUGUGAAUCUCCUGUUUAUCCUGUACUAUGCAGCCAGGCCAAAAGUCACUUUGGAGCAACUGGAAACCCAGCAGGGCAUUCGAUUCGUGAAGAUCACUCCCGAUCGCUGUCUGAUCUUUCCCUCGGUGGAAUUUGUGAGAAAUAUGGUGCUCAAGCUGGGCAGCAAAUCCACUCUGCCCGUCGUCAUCGACUGCACCUAUAUCUUUGCAGCCGAUUAUACGGCCGCCAAGGUUAUAUCCUCCAUUGUGGACGACUUUCGGCGGCGUCAGCAAAAGAUCAUAUUCUUCAAUCUGAAGCCCAGUGUGGUUAGCGUCUUUGAAGGACUGAACACAAGGUUGGUGCUGUGCUAUAACACUCAUGCCCUCAACCAGGAACUCCGACCCGAUGAUCAGGAUCUUUCGAGAUCCGUGGACUCCCUCGAUCACGCCGAAUCCGGAAAUGGAGCUAGCGAAUGCGUCAGCAUGGCCAGCACUCUUUCACUGGCCAGGAGUUAGUCUUACUAUGAUCUAAAUAAAGUUAAGUUAUCUAUCAUUUCGAAAAAAUAACAUUAUUUGUUUUUGGGAUAAAAGAGAAAAAUUUCUCUUUUUAUCAAAAAAGGUAGAUCUGGAUUUUACACUUAAAAAAUCAGUGUUUUGAACGAAACCAAAUAAAUAUUUGUACCGGAUAAUUUGAUUAUUAAUCUUAAGGACAAUAUAUUUGCAUUAAAUUGUUAGUAAAAAUCAACUUCAAACUAUUCCUAAAUUUUA